This is a messenger RNA of Spirometra erinaceieuropaei, 1830 nucleotides long. NCBI's taxonomy places the organism in Eukaryota, Metazoa, Platyhelminthes, Cestoda, Diphyllobothriidea, Diphyllobothriidae. The record is from the annotation of a GenBank genome assembly.
AUGACACACAAACCGCGAUUGGUCAUCCCGAGAGCGCAGCAGGAUGCCCUCAGGACGCUGAAGGCGGACAAGAGUAUCGUGAUCCUACCGGCAGACAAAGGGCGAUCGACAGUUAUACUUGACAAGACCGAGUACCUCCAGAAAGCCAAUGCCUUGCUUGAGGACAAGCAAGCGUACGUCAAAUGUGAUGGGGACCCGAUGAAGAAACUGGUGACGCAAAUAAACACGACGCUCACCAUGCUACAAAAUAAUGGCGCAAUGAGCAGGGCAGAACGACUGGCCACCAAACCGACCGAUGCUGCCAUGGCAAGGUUCUGUGGGCUGCCCAAAAUACACAAAGCUGGUGCCCCACUCCGUCCCAUCGUGUCUUUGCGCGGGACACCCACAUUCAACCUGGCCAAAUGGAUGUUCCGACGCCUGAACUGCCUCACCUCGGGCUCCGACACGACAGUCCGUUCAUCCGUCCACUUCCUGGAAAGACUGAAAGGGCUGCAAAUUGACACAGACGAGGUCAUGGUGUCGUUCGAUAUAACCUCGCUUUUCACCUCGAUCCCGAAGGAUUUGGCAAUUGAAACUGUCAGCGACCUCCUCGACGACCAAUACACGGAGGCAAACAAUACCCCGAAGCGGGGACACCUUGUCCAACUGCUUAAAUACUGCCUCCAAACAUUCUUCACAUUUGAAGGGACGGUAUACGAGCAAAUCAAAGGUACGCCGAUGGGCUCACCACUAUCCGGUUUUAUCGCUGAAGCUGUUCUUCAAAGGUUAGAGACGUCGGUGUUCGCAACAUACAAACCAAAGUUUUGGGCGCGGUAUGUGGACGACACUUUCGUCGUUAUCAAACGGGAAAUGGCACUGAAUUUUCACGCGCUACUGAACUCUGUUCUUCCCGAUAUUCAAUUCACCAUGGAGACAGAGAACAACAAUCAGAUCGCCUUUCUAGACGUUCUGGUCCAUCGCAAGGUCAACGGGAGCCUGAAAACGACGGUCUACAGAAAGGCCACUAACACGCGCCAGGUCCUGUCCUACCACAGCAAUCAUCCGCUGUGUCACAAACGAAGCUGUGUUCGAUCUCUUUACAAGAGAGUUGACACUCACUGCAGCGAACCGGCCGACAAGAUAGCCGAAUUUCACUAUCUACGGCGGAUGUUCACCUCCAACGGUUACCCCCGCAGCUUUAUUGAACGCAGUAGACUGUCCAGAACAACCAUGAAGUCAACGGCAAAUCAGCCGAAAGUCUGGCGAGCGCUGCCAUACAUUGCGAAUGUUUCCGAGGCAGUUGCUCGUAUUUUGCAACCAUUGGGUAUCGGCAUCGCCCAUAAACCCGAAGCGACAAUUACACGUCUGGUCAUGAGACCAAAAACGCCCCUGCCACGAGGCGAAACCGCCAAUGUUGUCUAUCGGAUCCCAUGUACCUCCUGCGAAGCCAACUACGUUGGGGAAACUGGGAAGAGAUUGCAGACCCGCAUGGACGAGCAUGCAAGAGCGGUGAGAAGAAUGGAUCAGCUCUCGCUGAUGGCGGAACAUUGCGCGGCUUUCGACCAUGCCUUCGCCUUCCAAGACGCCAAAGUCUUGGGCCAAGGGAGCGAUCAAACGGUCAGGGAGACGCGCGAAGCCUGGCACACCACAACUACCUCGAUUAACCGCUGCGUAACUUUGCCGGCCGCCUAUCAAGCCUUACGGGCGAAAUUCAAUAAGCAGGGCCACCGACGAGGCGUCAGGCCAGAGACGGCAGCAGUCGAACCCAAACCCAGCGGGAACACAGACGGCAUAGACAGGAAUCGGGAACCGACGAAACCAGGGGACAACCGGCGACGAACACAAACCUAG